AUGACGUCGCAAAAGCUCCCUAGCGAGGCGCCACUGGUAGCAGGCCGCCAAGAUUCCCAGAGUCCCGAACAAAGCGUCGCCCGCCGCGAAGCUCUUGCGCAUCUGUUUGACGACGACAAUACAAACGUCCAAGACCAAGACCAAACCGUACCCGUGCCCUCAGUCGAGCUCCGUACCGCUCUUCCUCUUCCCAACCUUUUCGAGAGUGUUCCGCUAGAACACAGGCAAGCGCCAGCUUCGAAGAGCAAGAGCAGGAAUAUCACACCCGCGGCAGAGCGAGCUCGUCCAGAUUCGGUUCCUAGGAGAAAUACCCGUGUCGAGCAGCCUACUCCUACUUCGCACGGCAGUCUCUCCAACGCACCCUCCAACGCGCCCUCCGUACAGCCCAACGAGCAGCCCGCGGCAACAUACGACAUGGCGAACGCAAAUAAUUUCAUCCCUACCAACCAGCACCGCAACAUGCGCGCUUGCAUGGUGUGCUCCAUCGUCAAGACAGAGCAGCAGUUCAGGAGCUUUGGCUGCCCCAAUUGCGACGGGUUCCUCCAGCUUCGCGGCAACUCGGAUGGAAUCGCGGACUGCACGAGCCAGGUCUUCGAGGGCCUCAUCACCGUCAGCGACACUAGCAAGAGCUGGGUCGCCCGAUGGCAGCGACUAGAGGGCUACGUUGCGGGCGUCUAUGCCGUCCAAGUGGAGGGUAUCCUGCCAGAAGAAUUCAUCGCCGCGGCGGAGGAGAACGGCGUGCACUACAUCCCGCGCGACGGCUCGGUGAAUGAGGCGCUGCCUACGGAUGCUUGA
This is a messenger RNA of Didymosphaeria variabile, 795 nucleotides long. RefSeq names its product transcription elongation factor spt4 (gene SPT4). Gene Ontology annotation, cellular component: nucleus; DSIF complex. The transcript is spliced from 2 exons. Lineage: Eukaryota; Fungi; Ascomycota; Dothideomycetes; Pleosporales; Didymosphaeriaceae. The record is from RefSeq and is a predicted model, not a curated record. Gene Ontology annotation, biological process: regulation of transcription elongation by RNA polymerase II; positive regulation of DNA-templated transcription, elongation; chromatin organization. The coding region runs from base 1 to 795 and encodes 264 amino acids. Gene Ontology annotation, molecular function: zinc ion binding; RNA polymerase II complex binding.